This is a messenger RNA of Alternaria metachromatica, 1551 nucleotides long. RefSeq lists its product as uncharacterized. The coding region runs from base 1 to 1551 and encodes 516 amino acids. Lineage: Eukaryota; Fungi; Ascomycota; Dothideomycetes; Pleosporales; Pleosporaceae. The record is from RefSeq and is a predicted model, not a curated record. The transcript has a single exon.
AUGCCGCUCCGGGAGACGGACCCCGAUUUCGAACGUGAACUCUUCGAACAAGUCAAAGCAGCCUUCAACGAAAAGUACGGGUGUUUACAAUACUGGCUCCCACUACCGCUCAUCCUCGUCGAUGAACAAGCAGACCCACCACUGCCAUGCCAUGAACCUGCAGAGGACACCCUCGCCAUCAGCGCCCACGUAUCAGUACGCAUCCACGCCCUUUAUAAGCAGAUUGCCGCCGCAUAUGCGUUAGUCAGGAACCCGCCCACCAGCAUCCCCCUCAGACUCGAAAUCGAGACUCAAAAGUACGACACAGACGACCUAGAAUAUCUGGUAUGCUACCAUCGCAGACAUCACUCGCACCGCCUGCAGCUGCACAACCCGGAAAAACUACCCGAUCUACCCUUCAUAAGCAGCCUAUCCAUCAGAUCAAGUUGCGGUUCCGACGCCGACACCGCGAGAGACAUACGCCCUCUAUCUCCCCUCGGACCACUGCAAUGCCUCGUUCACCUGCCAGCAGUGCAAGAAUGGACCGCCCGCUGGUUAUGGGAAAGACCCAUGCCUUCCGCCCUUUCGAGUAGGGUGAUGCGCGAGCAUUGGACCUGGCCGUGGGAAGGUCCCUUACGAGACGCUCGUCACGAGUUCGGCGCUGCCAUCAUAGACCAGGAGAAGUACCUUUGCGGCAGAAGGAUCCCCGCCAGCCUGACCAGAGCCGCACUGCAUUUCUACCCUUUCUUCUCACUCCCUAAACACGAUCAGUCGAUAGCCCGGCCCAACCUGAUCCACCCCGCAGACAAAGACCCAGUGUCCAUCGGCCUGCGCAACCUCGGUACACAACUAAGCAUAUUCGACAUCCGUGCCAUGGUGACUCCACACCUCUUCCCCAGCCCCGACGCACCAACCCCGCAGCAAUGGUCAUAUAUGCGGCGCUUCAGACUCGAGUUCCAUCCCUUGCGUCCAGACGGGCGGUGGUACUUCAUCGGCCCCCGAGGCGAGGAUCCUCACGACUUUAAACAAGGAGGCUAUAAGAUCUCAGACACAGAACACUACCCCCGCGAGAUCGAUCCAGAUGAGUGCGGAGACCUCCGUGCGCAGUAUGACUACGAAGUCACCGAUGGGCCCGAAUACGAUGUAGACAUGUUCCGCGUCCAGCCCUGUAGAGAGCGCAUCGAGCCGCUGCUUGCGGCGUUUGCGACGUCGCUGACUCGCGACAAUAUGCCGGAUCUUGAGGACGCGGAGAUGUUCACGCACUUGUGGUGGCGUCCUAGAGACGAAAGGGAAGUGGAGGAGUAUGGUCUAAGGAUGAAGAAGGGGCAUAGAUGGGGUGUCAAGUUCAUUGCUGGGCGUGGUGGUAAAGAGCGGACUGACGGCGAUGUUGCUGCUACGGCACCAAGACCACCGGUGGUGCAGUGGCAGGUUGGCGACUGGAGACCCAGCGAGAAGGUCAUGAGUUUGUUUGAAAGACUUGGACAGCAGGAGUGGCUCGAUCUCGAGUGGAAUAGGUAUAGAGAUACGGCGGUGCACGACCUGCUGGGCAACAGCCAGUCCCCACCUAUAUAG